AUGUACGAGAAUGAGUAUAAAAAUUCAACGUUAGUAAAAAGUUUGAAACGAAGAAGCAGGGCAGAGCAACACAAAGUAUUAAGAUUCUCAACCAUGUUCCGUCUUACUAGUCUCGCCCGCACUAUUCGUGCACCUGUAGUUGCUCAUACUCUUGCGCAACCUCAGAUCUUGCGUGGAUCAACAAUUGUAUUGCGUAAAUUCAGUCAGACAACUCUUGCAUGGAAUCAGGGGAACCCUACUACGCCUCCUAUAGUGCAUUCAGAAGCAGAAGACGAUUUAGAAGAGAUAGAUCCUAAAGAUUAUCCCGAAUUGUACCCCACUGAAGAGGAGACGAUACCAACAGAAAUUACUGGAGAAGGAGUACUUUCAGAUGUAGACGACACAGGCAUGGAGACUGGUGAAGUAGACACAGAAUGGUUUGUCGAUGCUGAGAAUCAAGAUCAGCAAGGAAAUGAGGAGUUUAUUCCUCUGUGGCAACGCACAGCAAUGAAUGGUCAUCUACAGGAUCGUUGGGCUAUUCAGGAAGUGUCAAAACAAUUAAUGGAGUCAGGUGAAUUGACAGCAGAGACCAUUCAAGCAAUGUUAGAGGAAAAUAGGAUGGAGAAUGUAAAGGUGUUGGAUUUGCGUGAAAAGUGCGACUGGACAGACUAUAUGAUCAUCGCGGAAAGCCCUAAAGGAGACAAGUUCCUUGGAAGUGUAGCGGAUCAUGUACAGCAAGUAGUACGCAAAACAAUCAGAUCCCAUCCUCAUCAACUCGCUGCCCAACCAACGCCUAGAAUCGAGGGCCGUAAUGAUCAAUCAGGCUGGUUAUUGAUCGAUCUUGGCCGGUUUGUGAUCCAUCUAUUUACGCCUGAAGUGCGUCAAUCCUAUGAUAUUGAAGGGCUUUGGAAGUAUGUUCCAACUGAUCCUUCGCUCCCAAUGCCCUAUAGAGACUAGAAACAUUUUCAUUUUAUUAAAGAAGUGUGAUGUCAUUGAGGUAACCUUCCCAUGCCAUCACCAUCCGAUACAUCCU
Molecule: messenger RNA, 1012 nt
Organism: Phycomyces blakesleeanus NRRL 1555(-)
Lineage: Eukaryota; Fungi; Mucoromycota; Mucoromycetes; Mucorales; Phycomycetaceae
Exons: 2
Coding region: 1-936 (311 amino acids)
Biological process (GO): negative regulation of translation; negative regulation of ribosome biogenesis
Molecular function (GO): ribosomal large subunit binding
Source: RefSeq, a predicted model, not a curated record